Molecule: messenger RNA, 1688 nt
Organism: Serpula lacrymans var. lacrymans S7.9
Lineage: Eukaryota; Fungi; Basidiomycota; Agaricomycetes; Boletales; Serpulaceae
Exons: 14
Coding region: 19-1473 (484 amino acids)
Biological process (GO): lactate metabolic process
Molecular function (GO): L-lactate dehydrogenase (cytochrome) activity; heme binding
Source: RefSeq, a predicted model, not a curated record
GCGUUCUCACUGUACACAAUGUCUUAUACUCUGGAGCAAAUUGCUGAUCACAAAACCACAGCUUCAUGUUGGGUCAUCAUCAGAAACAAAGUAUAUGAUGUGACUGGUUUCUUGUUCGACCAUCCUGGAGGUGCUCAGGUAAUACUAAGGUACGGUGGACGCGAUGCAACGGCGGCUUACGAGCCUGUUCACCCCUCCGAUGCCCUUGACAAGAACCUUCCACCAGAGGCCCACCUCGGAAACCUUUCUGACAGCGCCGUACAAGAGCUAAAGGAAGCGAAACAGAACGUGACCAAGACAAGGGAAGAGCUGCGAGUAGAGGAGGCGAGGAAUAACAAGCCACCACUGAGCAGAAUGAUAAACGUCCAAGAUAUUGAAGACGUUGCAAAAUCAAUCUUGCCAUACAAAGCAUAUGCCUACUAUGCUUCCGCUGCUGACGAUGAAAUCACUCACAUCGAAAAUGCAAGAGGUUUUGGUAGAUUCUUCUUCCACCCGCGAGUAAUGCGUCCUGUAUCAGGAUGUAAUACUUCAACUACCAUGCUAGGCUACAAAUCAUCAAUACCCGUGUACAUUAGUGGUGCUGCCCUCGCAAGGUUAGGUCACCCAGAGGGAGAAGCAAACUUGACGCGUGGUGCCUAUAAAACUGGGAUCAUCCAGAUGAUAUCCACCAACGCCUCUCUUUCUUAUGGCCAGAUUGCUGCUGCCCGCGGUUCACCAGAUCAACCCAUAUUUUUCCAGAUUUACAAACACAAGAACGACGAGACUGCCGCGAAGCGAAUAAGAGAAGUAGAGUCGUUGGGAUACAAGGCUAUCUUUUUAACUGUCGACGCCCUUAUUCCGGCCAAUCGGGAACUUGACCAUAGGUCACCGCAUUACCUUGAAGACUUCGAAAACCAGGGUCGCAGUGCUAAGCGAACUGAGGAUGCUGAAGAAGGUGAUGUGGACAUCCUCGGCACAGCCGGUGGACUGAUCAUCAAUAACGAUGUUGACAUGACAUGGGAAAGAACGAUACCCUGGAUUAGAAGUGUAACGAAGUUGCCUAUUGUGAUCAAAGGUAUUCAGUGUGUUGCGGAUGCCGUUUUGGCUUGUGAAGCCGGUGUGGAGGGUAUUGUGAUUUCUAACCAUGGCGGCCGGCAGCUAGAAUAUGCACUUCCACCCAUAGAAGUCCUCUACAAAAUACGGAAAGAACGUCCAGAUGUCUUCGACAAGACAGAAGUAUAUAUCGACGGUGCGAUACGCCGUGGAACAGAUGUACUAAAGGCACUUUGUUUGGGGGCCACCGCGGUCGGACUUGGAAGGGCGUUCCUCUAUGCACAGAGUGCGUACGGAGAGGCGGGUGUGGUCAAGAUGGUCCGAAUCUUGCAGCGCGAGAUCAGGUUUGGUAUGGAGUCUCUCGGUGUACGGACGGUGAAGCAACUUGUCCCGGAAAUGGUGGAGCGUGUCGAUUGGCAGCCUGUCAGUGCCAAGCUUUGAAGAGUUGUUGCAGCGUCCAGUAAAAUUGCAACACUUCCCAAGCAAAUCUAUAUCAAUUUAUGUAUAUCACUUAUCAUCUUCUGCGGCACCAUUUAUUGAGAUAUGUAUGUCUGGCUGUAUUAUAUAGCGCCAGUGUUAUCGAGCUAUGAAUCGAAGGAAAUGCUUGAAUACUACUGCCAAUAUACCUGCUGUAGACGUCGUGGAAGGCAGUUGUU